Erpetoichthys calabaricus (reedfish) is the source of this 2933-nucleotide messenger RNA. RefSeq names its product kinesin family member 20A (gene kif20a). Gene Ontology annotation, cellular component: spindle microtubule; nucleus. Gene Ontology annotation, biological process: microtubule-based movement; mitotic spindle assembly. Lineage: Eukaryota; Metazoa; Chordata; Cladistia; Polypteriformes; Polypteridae. The record is from RefSeq and is a predicted model, not a curated record. The transcript has 19 exons. Bases 133 to 2784 code for a protein of 883 amino acids. Gene Ontology annotation, molecular function: microtubule binding; ATP binding; plus-end-directed microtubule motor activity.
UGGUUGGUUUAGCUCGCAAAAGAGGGACGGGAGAGGCGGCGGGCGUUGCUGUUUGAAUUGCAUUAGUCGCAUUGAUUAAAAAAAGAAAGCAGCCGAGGAGUGGCGGACAGUGGUGUGACGUUUUCAUACAAGAUGGCAGUCACCUUACCCUCCCCGAGGGGCUUUUUUUCUGAUGAAGAGGAGGCCCCAGUUUUCGAGUCAACAGCUGCUGACCUGCCUUCAGGAAUUCGCAAAGGCCUGCUUUCGGAGUUCUCGGUAAUCUCGCCAGGAGCAGAUAACUUGCAUGAGCAUAAGCCCCAGAGUAUUCCAGAAGCGAGUCCUGAGGAUGGCAGUGAAAAGGUAAAGGUCUACCUGAGAAUUCGCCCCUUCACCGAUUCAGAGCUGGAGAAAGGAGAGGAGCAGGCUUGUGUCUCCUGUGAGACCUCCCAGACUCUGCUGCUGCAGGCUCCCAGAGACUCCUUUGCCAUGAAGAACACUGAACGUGGAGUCGGGCAGUCGCUGCACAAGUUCACCUUCUCACAGAUCUUUGGUCCUGAAACCACACAGAAGCAGUUCUUCAAUGAUACUAUGAAGGAAGUUGUGAAGAAUGUCUUGGAUGGUGAAAACCGGCUAAUCUACACCUAUGGUAUCACCAAUUCCGGAAAGACUUACACGAUCCAGGGUACGACUUAUGAUGGAGGAAUUCUACCUCGUUCUCUCUCUACGAUAUUUAACACGAUCAAGGGAAAGCUGUAUAACAGGAUGGACCAGAAGCCUUCACUGUGUAAUGAUGUGGUCUGUUUGACUAACAAGCAGAUCCAAGAAGAAGAGAUGAAGAAAUGGACUUUUCUGAGAGAGGAUGAGCAGACUCCGCUGAAGGACAGCAGCUUCAGGUCCAGGCUGGGCACGAGUGUCAGCUUCGACAGUGGCAUCGGGGGUGUGUCAGCAAUGGGCAGCCAUUUUGAUGAUUCUGAAAGCAGAUAUGCUGAUGUAGAAACUGUGCCUCUGGCCAAAAAGAGUGGUGUGCGCUACUCCUUAUGGGUCUCGUUCUUUGAGAUUUAUAAUGAAUUCAUUUAUGAUUUGCUGGAUAUGAAUUCCUCCAAACAGAAAGGCAAAAGGCAGACCCUGCGGCUCUGUGAUGACAAGUAUGGGAAUCCCUAUGUGAGAGAUCUGAACUGGAUAAACGUCUGCAGUGCAGAAGAAGCCUGGAAGGUGUUGAAAGUUGGCCGUAGAAACCAAAGCUUUGCCAGUACUCAUCUUAAUCAGAACUCUAGUCGCAGUCACAGUAUCUUCUCUGUCCGCGUUCUACACAUAAAUGAUGAGCAGCCUGAUGUUACCCCUCUAAUCAGCGAGUUGUCCCUGUGUGAUCUUGCUGGAUCAGAACGGUGCAAAGAGCAGAAGUGUGGGGACCGCCUGAAAGAGGCCAAUAACAUCAAUACGUCUCUUCACAUGCUGGGCCGCUGCAUCGCAGCUCUGCGGCAGAACCAACAGCAGAAAACUAAACAAGUGGUCCCGUUCAGAGACAGUAAGCUGACUCGAGUCUUUCAAGGCUUCUUCUGUGGUCGGGGAAAGUCUUGUAUGAUUGUCAACAUUAACCAGUGUGCCUCCUUGUAUGACGAGACUCUGCAUGCCCUGAAAUUUUCCGCAAUUGCCACACAGCUCAUCCACUCUCUGCCUUCGAAGUCGAGGGUCGCCUACAUCCAGUCGCUUCUUAAAGAGCAAGGCCUGCGUACCAGUGAGGGCACCACUGAGAUCGACGAGUCUUGUGAUGAAAGUGUCGACUGUGACGACUCGGUGUACCCUGAUGCAGAAGCCCUGCUGAAUGCUAUUGAAAUCCUCCAAGACAAACUGAUACACGAGAGGCAGGAGAAAGAAAGCUUGGAAUCCCGCAUUCGAGAUGAGGUCUUCAACGAAAUGAUGGAGCACAUCAAUGAAAGGGAGAGGCAGUUCAGUGAAAUGCUGGAGAAUGAGAGGGAGCUGCUGGAGCACCGAUAUGAAGCAAAAAUCGAAAACCUGCAAAACUCCUGGAGAAAUUAUUACCUGCAAAAAAUUGAGGAACACGAAGAGCAAAUCAAGGAGCUUCAGAGUUUACAACAAGACCACGGUGACCAGCUGGACCAGUCGGCUGUAAGAGAGAGUGGGAUGAGGAGGUCCAAGAGAAUCUCCAGUCAACAGGAGGUGCUGGCGCACUGUCGGGAGGACCUGAGCAAGACCAAGGCAGAGCUGCUGCUGCGGAUGACGGAGCUGCAGGACAAAAGCAAAGAACUCCAGAGGUAUCAGGAUUUAGUGUCCUUGCCACCCUCUGCCAGCAUGUUGACGUCUGCAGUGGACCGCAAAUUGGAAGAAGGCCAGAAGAGCAUCCGACUGCUGCGGUCCGAGCUUCAGAAGUUGGGGGAGUGGCUCCAGUCAGCUGAGCGGGCAUGCUGCCGCAACGCCAACGCCGAGAAGCUCCGCCAGACGCUGGGCACUUGUGAUGAGAUCCUGUCCAAGCAGGACCAGACGCUGGCCGAGCUGCAGAACAACAUGACGCUGGUCAAGAUGGACCUGAGGAAGAAGACGGUGUGCAUCGCCGAGCAGUUCAACACGGUGCGUGCCCUCAAGGAGAACCCCCCCACUUUGUGCAAACGGCGGGGGGCCGCCAACGAAGAGAACCUGCAGCCCCAGAAAAAGCCCUUCCUCCGUUCGCUGUUCAACAAGACCCCCACCCGCCCGGUCCUCGGCCCCAACGGCCCGUACGCCAGCAUCCUGCGCUCCCGCCAGAGGACCCCCGCACCGGUGACCCCCCAGAAACGCUUCAAGUGCUAAGGACUCUGUUCUGGGGCGACGGCCACUGGGUGGUCUUCCUGUGUUUUUGUGUUUUUAGUUCGAUAAACGCGUCCCACGCUGAUGGCGUCGUUUUUCUACCUUCUGUGCAAUAUCUGUCAGCGUGUUUGAAUUAAAGGUGGCAUUUCGUA